UAAUCAAUAUAAGGAUCAAACUGAACACUUGGACCUCAUUAGCAUGUUUGAUAUUAUUGAGCGUUCUUCUGAUUUAUUUCAGGAGUAUGAGCAUAAUGAAUUGUUUUAAACCAUUAACCAAACUAGACGGCUUACAUAAUUCAUUUUCAUCAGCUGUACAUACCUUUUUAGCUUUAUGCACUUCUUCAAUCAAUACCUUAUUUAAACCUGAACUGUUAUGAAUGUUGCAGAAAAAGAAGAACUCCGUAAAUUGGGGUUGAAAGUAUUGUUUGGAGUCUUGGAUUUUGCUGGAUGCACUAAGAACAUAACUGCAUGGAAAUAUUUGGCUAGAUAUCUGAGACAGCUCUUAAUGGAGAAUCGUCUUGCAUGGGUUCAAGAAGAAUGGAGUUCCAGGAAAAGCUGGUGGCCAACCUUUCACUUCAGCUACUUUUGGGCAAAAAGUGACUGGAAGGAAGAUACAGAUUUGACCUGUGAGAAAGCUUUUGUAGCUGGGAUACUGUUAGGAAAAGGUUGUAGAUAUUUUCGGUAUAUUUUAAAACAAGAUCAUCAAGUGUUAAAGAAGAAAAUUAAGCGGAUGAAGAAAUCAGUGAAAAAAUACAGUAUUGUAAAUCCACGAGUCUGAUGUUAAAUUUUAGUUAUUUCACAGUUGUAGCCACACUGUAGUAGCAGUAGAUUGUUACUAAAUGUAUUUAUUUGAUAGUUUAAGAAAGUAUGACUAUAGAAAGUAUUUAUAUGACUAUAGAAAGUAUUUUUGUAUUUCCUUUUACUGUAAGUUAUAACUAGAAAAAUAAUGCCGCUGCCUUUGUUCCUUGUAAAUAUAUAUACACACACAUAUUUCUUUUUUUGUAAUGUAAAAUAAAACGUUUUUUAUGGAAUGAUUCUCCAAGUGAAAAAAUAAAUGUGUUUAAUUAGAGAAUAUAGCUCUGAAGCAGUUAUUAUUUGCAGGUAACUUGCCUCUUGCUGUUAUGUAAUAAAAUACAACUAGUGGUGCAAAA
Messenger RNA from Ictidomys tridecemlineatus (thirteen-lined ground squirrel), 995 nucleotides. The record is from RefSeq and is a predicted model, not a curated record. Lineage: Eukaryota; Metazoa; Chordata; Mammalia; Rodentia; Sciuridae.